GCUCCCUAAGUCCGGGCCACUGUGCCAAAUCAGAAAAAGAUGAGCCAGGAGACAUCCAUCCAUAGCUGGCCCGGCUCUUAUUACAUCAACAGCGAGAAAUGCUGGGCCAGCGGCAUCCUCUCCAUAAGCCGCACCACCUUACGCUUCAACUCUGAGCCGAAUCAGGAGAAUCUGAUUAGCCUGAGGCUCUCCCGCAUCAUGGAGAUCAAGAUGGAGUCAUCCAGCUUCAUUUUCAGUGCUCUUACGGUGUUGGAGCAGGGAAACAUCAAGCACUGGUUUGGCUCUCUCAAGCCUUGCCUUACUGCCGUUUACCACGUGCUGGAGCACUUCUGGAGGGAACGGCUGCUGUCACCCACAGAGCCCCGUGGAGCUGAAGCUCCUCUUAGUAAGGGCCAGGAGCUGAUCAGCCUGAUAUCUGGAGCCCAGCGGAGGCUGGAGGAUACUGGAAGAGUCCUGAACCACCAGGGAGAGCAGUUCGACAACAUGAUUCAGGGCCUGGACAAGAUCGAGUCAGACCUGAGCGUGGCAGAUAACAUUCCAGCUAUCGUCUCCCAUGUUGGAAGCUCUGGAACCAUGAAACCAGGUAGCCUGAUAGUGUUGGUCUCCUCUCUGGAGGUUCGAGAUGCAAACGGACAGCUCCUCCAUUGCUUUGAGAAGGAAGAGGUGGAUGAUGUCUAUGUGCACAGCCCCUACGAGUUCAGUGUUCGCCAGCGCUUCAUCGGAAAACCUGACAUCUGUUUCCGAAUUCUCUCUGCCAGGAUGACUGAAGCUUUUUCUGUACUGGAGAUGCAGUAUAAGAAGAAAGUUGAGAUCACGCGUGACUAUGCAGCAUUUCAGGCAACUUUGGCAACCACACCAGGAAGCCCAGAAGGUGGAGGAAACAUUUGGAGUAUGCUCCAGCAGGUGAAGAAUCUAGCUCUGGAGGCUGAGACAGAGCUGGAGCGUCAAGAUGAGGCUCUGGAUGAAUUGAGCUGUUCUGCUGACCGCACCACCAUGAACAUUAACAGACACACUCGCCGCAUGAGGAAACUACUGUGA
Messenger RNA from Sinocyclocheilus grahami, 1038 nucleotides. It is a transcript of the gene snap47, whose product is annotated as synaptosome associated protein 47. Gene Ontology annotation, cellular component: SNARE complex; plasma membrane. The transcript is spliced from 3 exons. Bases 40 to 1038 code for a protein of 332 amino acids. The record is from RefSeq and is a predicted model, not a curated record. Gene Ontology annotation, biological process: synaptic vesicle fusion to presynaptic active zone membrane; exocytosis; synaptic vesicle priming. Gene Ontology annotation, molecular function: SNAP receptor activity; syntaxin binding. NCBI's taxonomy places the organism in Eukaryota, Metazoa, Chordata, Actinopteri, Cypriniformes, Cyprinidae.